AUGAUGGACACAAUGCCUUCUAUAGGCCUGACUGCCCGUCACGAUAACGAGUUUUCGAAUAGAACUUCGGUCGACUCGAAUAUUACUUUGUGGCAAUUUCUGCUGGAACUGUUAAUACAAGGUGAACAUCCGCAAUUGAUUCAGUGGACGAAUCGAGAGGGCGAAUUCAAGCUUUUGGAUGCCGAAGCCGUCGCCCGAUUGUGGGGACAACGAAAGGCGAAGCCACAUAUGAAUUACGACAAGUUGUCUAGGGCACUUCGAUACUACUACGACAAAAAUAUCAUCAAAAAGGUGAUCGGUCAAAAAUUUGUGUACCGUUUCGUCGAAGCGAAUAUCACCGAACCAGUCGCGUAUAACAUGAGUUUAUGUCGAGCGAUGAGCAAUACGAGCGUGACGGCCAAACCCGACGCUCAUCCUGCUCCAGUUCCUGCUCCUCCUCCGCCGCCGCCGGCGCCGCCUCUCUCGACGGCGACAACGACAACGACAACAAGCAUUGUUAAGGAAGAGCCAUGUAGGCCGGAUCAUGAUACGUCAUCAAUGCCUAUUCUGACCAGCUAUGCACCCCAAUCAGAGUUGACGUCAUUGAAUUUGAGUGGCACCAGUACGGGCGCGAGUGCCUCGACACCGUCUCCGACCAACAGCUCAUGCUCGGCACAUAGCGCUGGCUCAUCAUCCGGUGUAUCGUCAUUGCCGACGCUCAGCGUUACACCUCCCGGACCAUCAUCGCGACCCGCAUCCGUACAUUCUGAUUCGUCCAGGAAGCGACGUGCAUCACCGAUAGCGGUGGUCCCACGCCGCCAACGUCCUGAUCCGCUGAAUCUGUCGGCAACCACCCAGCUGCUGUCACCAAGUCUUCCGCAUGGCGCGAUCUCACCGUAUCACAUGCAGUUGAUGCAGCAGAUGUCGCCGUUACUGUUACAACAUCGGCUUCAGCUUUACGCGCUGGCCUCAACGACACCGAUAUUUGCACCAAAUUCGCCUGUGCUAGCCGCAAUGGCCAACUCACCCUUUCGGUCUCCACUGACGACGCCGACUGCCGCCGGGCCUCACAUCUUUCAGUUCCCUCCGGUAUCAACGCCGAACACCGGCGGCGGUGCGAACAGCUUGAUGCAUCCGUUGGCGACGAUGAUGAGCCCGGCGAACGUGUUGUCGUCGUUGAACAGCAGUCUCUUCAAAUUUCCAUGUGACAGUCUGAAGACACCCACGUUGACAUUAAAAACCCCGUUGCCAGUCAAUAAUGAUUUAUAA
Ostertagia ostertagi is the source of this 1248-nucleotide messenger RNA. NCBI's taxonomy places the organism in Eukaryota, Metazoa, Nematoda, Chromadorea, Rhabditida, Trichostrongylidae. The record is from the annotation of a GenBank genome assembly.